AUGGUAUCAAUUUGGCUCUUGAUUUCUCUAAUUGGAGUAUCAUAUGCAGCAUCCCCAAUGUGCUAUGCAGUCUCUAUUGAAGGCGGCGGAAGCCAUGGAGCAUUUGAAGCUGGUGCUCUCUGAACUCUUGCCUACAACUCGACCCAAAAUGUCCAAUGGAAUGUUGUAACAGGAAUUUCCACUGGAGCUUUAAACGCUGGAGGUUGCGCUCAAUUUGCCCAAGGACAAGAAAAAGCAAUGUCUGAUUUUCUAAUAAAUACUUGGCUCACACUUAAUGGCUCUGCUAGUGUUUUUGUGGAAUGGGAUGGUGGACUUGUUGAAGGCCUUUUGUUCCAACGUGGGGUUUAUGAUAACAAGCCACUUGUUAAGACUUUAAACUCAAAAUUCAUAUAUGGGGUUCAUAGAAACAUUACAAUAGGCUCCACAAACUUAGACACUGGGCUUUUUGGGCAAUUUAAUGAAACUCUUGGGCCUCAAGGUCUCUUAACCGCUAUUACUUGUUCUGCAUGUCCUCCUUGGUACUUCCCUCCAACUAACUUUUUGGGCAGCACUUGGGUUGAUGGAGGCGUCGUGAUAAAUCUCGAUGUGUUUGCAGCUGUAAACAGAUGCCUUGACGUUGUUUCUGACCAAUCACAAAUUGUUGUUGACUUAAUUUAUGAUAGCACUAACUAUACAAUCCCAGCAGAAACUAAUAUGACUACUUUUGACGUGUUUAGACGAGUAAAAGAAAUUAAAGACUAUGAUGGACAAAUGUGGUUCUAUUAUAACGCAAUUACGGCUUGGCCUAAGGUGAAUUAUAGAUACGUCAUUUUCCCUAGCCAAGCAAUGCCUGGAGGUCCUGGAGUUCCACUUGACUUUAACCAAACAGUACUCGUAAAUGAAGUAGCGCUUGGAAAGAGUGAUACCCUUAACGUACUCAAUAGCAAAGUUGAUGGAAAAACGAUUUUAAUGCAAAGAUAUCACGAAAACAAGAGUAAAGUCAUUUACCCUUAA
Blepharisma stoltei is the source of this 993-nucleotide messenger RNA. The record is from the annotation of a GenBank genome assembly. NCBI's taxonomy places the organism in Eukaryota, Ciliophora, Heterotrichea, Heterotrichida, Blepharismidae.